Messenger RNA from Siniperca chuatsi (mandarin fish), 607 nucleotides. It is a transcript of the gene trappc2l, whose product is annotated as trafficking protein particle complex subunit 2L. Lineage: Eukaryota; Metazoa; Chordata; Actinopteri; Centrarchiformes; Sinipercidae. Bases 65 to 484 code for a protein of 139 amino acids. Gene Ontology annotation, biological process: endoplasmic reticulum to Golgi vesicle-mediated transport. Gene Ontology annotation, cellular component: nucleus; cytoplasm; TRAPP complex. The transcript is spliced from 5 exons. The record is from RefSeq and is a predicted model, not a curated record.
UAACAGCACCUGAAUGCAGCAUAUCACGUGACAGCAUCUGACAGCUCAGAGAAGGAACACUAAUAUGGCGGUGUGCAUAGCAGUGAUCGCAAAAGAGAAUUACCCACUGUAUAUCCGCAGUGUGGCCACUCAAAAUGAACUGAAGUUUCACUACACAGUGCACACCUCUCUGGAUGUGGUGGAGGAGAAGAUCUCAGCAGUGGGCAAAUCUUUGGGGGACCAGAGAGAGCUCUACCUGGGUCUGCUCUAUCCCACUGAAGACUACAAAGUAUAUGGGUAUGUAACCAACUCCAAGGUGAAAUUUGUCAUUGUUGUGGACUCGUCAAAUACAUCAUUACGGGACAAUGAAAUUAGAAGUAUGUUCAGAAAAUUACACAACUCUUUUACUGACGUAAUGUGCAACCCGUUCCACAGUCCUGGGGACCCCAUUCAGUCCAAGGCUUUCGAUGGCAUCGUAUCUGGAAUGAUGGUGCAAACUGGCUGACAUCCCUUCCACUCCUUCUGAGCCUCCACUGUACAGAACACCCCUUAUCCUAUUUUUUUGUUUACAUGUUGCCUUGAUCAUUAAAAUUCAUAAGUAAUAAAACUGAAUUAUUGUUGCACAUCA